UGGUAAACAAAAAAUAAAGAAGAAUAAGAAUAAUGUAAUGUAAAUAGGGAGAGCCGGAAGGAAGUCAGCGAAAUCAAAGCAACGCCUGCCUAGACUUUGUUUUCUGCCAGUAGCAGAAGGUAGAAGCAAAGUCACGAACAAUUAAGGAAAGGCAAAUAACACGAGCAUAAAAUGAUAAAGGAAGUCAAGUUUUAAAUGCGGCAGGAAAUGAAACGAAAGACCAAACACGACAACCACACACUACAGGGAAUCGAGUACGAGUAGCAGCACUCAAACUGACAAUAAAACCAACAGCAACAACAACAAAAACAACAACAACAACGACUGUUGGCUAACAAGUUGUUGUUGUCAUUGAGCACGACACACAGCUUUAGAAUGAAAUGGAGAUGCAAAGAGAGGCUGGUCAUGGACCAAGAACAGCAGCAACGACAGAAGCAACAGAAGCAACAGAAGCAACAGAAGCAACAACAACAACAUUCACAUUUACCACACGCGACUUCAACUGUCGUGUGGCACAAACACAACAGCCGCACAAACUUUGGCAGCCUUUCAUUAAGUGCGAGGCAACCGAAAAGAACCAUAGUCCAGACGAUAACAGCAACAACUUUAACAACAGCAACAGCACAACAACAUUCCAAUGUACCUUGCAAGCAUUUGAUAAACACGAGGAGAAAGCAUUUUAUGCAUGUAACACUUUCAGUCAGGAGACGGAGCAGAUGGAGGAGACGGCAUCCAGAUACACGUCCUGUGCGAUAGAGACGCAACUGUUGAGGCCGCCACACGAGGCGUAUGCGCAAUUUCAACUGGCCAUCAAUGAGGCCGUUAGUGAUAAUGUGAGUGAUACGCUUAGUUUUAAUGCCUGCAGCUGCAAUCGGCAACGUCUGCUCUGUGAGGAGGACAACCAAACGUUGCUUUGCCAACUGCAGCAGGAGUUGGAGGCAAAUAAUUUUCCGAGCUCGAGCCCGAGUCUAAAUUCCAGUGCGACAACAGUGUUCGACUAUCACACUGAACCGGGCGAUGUCCUGUGGUCUUGGCUGAACUUAACCGAACUGGCCGACAGUGUCACUGGCCUUGGCAACGAGAGUGUCAGCAAUAUAACCACCAGCUUGGACAUGAUACUGUCCAACUACACGCUCAGCGACACGGCUCUAACCACGACAACGACUGCAGCAGCAACAGACACUGGCAGCGACAUUGUCAUAACCAGAAGUUUUCUAGACUACACGCCACAUGGCUACGAUUGGCUUUUCCUCUUCGUGGUCUUUUUUAUAUUCGCUGGAGGUCUGGGCAAUAUACUUGUCUGUCUGGCUGUCGCUUUGGAUCGUAAGCUGCAAAAUGUCACCAACUAUUUUCUUUUCUCGCUGGCCAUUGCCGAUCUGCUCGUCAGUUUGUUUGUCAUGCCCAUGGGCGCCAUUCCAGCAUUUCUAGGAUAUUGGCCACUUGGAUUUACGUGGUGCAAUGUCUAUGUCACCUGCGAUGUGCUCGCCUGCUCAUCGAGCAUAUUGCACAUGUGCUUCAUCAGUCUAGGUCGAUAUAUGGGCAUUCGGAAUCCAUUGGGCUCGAGACAUCGUUCUACAAAGCGUUUGGCCGGCAUUAAGAUAGCCAUUGUCUGGGCCAUGGCCAUGUUGGUGUCCAGUUCAAUAACGGUGCUGGGUCUGGUGAAUGAGAAGAACAUUAUGCCACAGCCGAAUGUGUGUGUGAUUAACAAUCGGGCAUUCUUUGUCUUUGGCUCACUGGUGGCAUUCUAUAUACCGAUGCUGAUGAUGGUAUCCACAUACGCACUCACCAUUCCUCUGCUCCGAAAGAAGGCACGAUUCGCAGCCGAGCAUCCGGAGAGCGAGCUCUUCCGUCGACUGGGAGGCCGUUUCACAAUACGACCACAGCACAGUCAGCAACAGUUGCAGAUGCACAGCAUUUUCAACAGCAAUAAUUACGGCAACAACAAAUGUCUCGCAAUGGGAGAUAGCAAUCGUAACUUAAACAAUGACUCCACUGGAGCGGGAGCAAGAACAAGACAUGCUGGUGGUUGUGUUGAUGCUGCUGCUGCUGCUGCUGCUGCCACUGCUGGUGGCAACAACAAUGAGCCCGCGGAAAGGCCAUUGAUGCAGCAACGAACAACGAACAACCGAAGCAUCGGCAGCGUCAGUUUUCGCAAUGGAGGCAACGGAAAUGUGACUAAUAUUGGGCGCAGUAGUUUCCGUUUUGCCGGCGGCGGAAUCUUGCGACAAUCCUCAACGCCGACUCCGGGAACAUCCACUACAUCCACAUCGUUCUCAUCGUGUGGCAAGACGCAAACGAGCAGCUUCUGGCGCAAACACAGCGGCAAUCCCAAUUUCAUGGACAGUCAUCCAAAUCGACGGUCCUCGGUGCGAGUGAGCGUCUCCCAGCCACAAUUGGGUUACACAACAAAUGGAAAUGGUGGCGGCAGCAGCAGAGAUGUUGGGGGAGGAGGCGAAGCACGUGGAGGCGUAACAGGUGCGACAACGAGCUGCACAAAUGCUUUAGGCAGCAGCAGCAUUGGCUCCAGCAGAAUCAGCAUAGCUACCAUACAGAGCCAGAGCAAUCAUCCUUUGGAGCAGGUGACGACGACAACAUUGUCAACGACGGCGGCAACAGCGAGGGCGAAUGAGGAGAGACGCCACAAGCUGCGUCCUUUAAAGAUUGCUUUAAAUCGUGUUGCCACGCCCACACUCAAUUUGCGCUUUCUCAACAGCCGCACCAAACGCAACAGUCUCUCAGCGAAUGCUGUGGCCACGGAGCAGAAGGCCACAAAGGUGUUGGGUCUGGUCUUCUUUACAUUUGUGCUUUGCUGGUCGCCUUUCUUCAUACUGAACAUCAUCUUUGCCGCCUGUCCCGAGUGCCAGGUGCCUGAACAUGUGGUCAAUACUUGCCUUUGGUUGGGCUAUGUCUCCUCAACGAUCAAUCCGAUCAUUUAUACCAUCUUCAAUCGCACAUUUCGGGCAGCCUUCAUUCGUCUCCUAAAAUGCAACUGUGAGCGGUCGGGUCGUCCUUUGCGCUAUCGCUCCGUGACCGAGGGAAGGAGCGCACUUAGCCUGUGUGCCCCCUCGGCCCUUCCGCUGGCCAUCUCCUUCCAGGGUGCUCCACUGAUGACACCAUCAACGACAAAUGCGACCCCGCUGAGUGAGUUCCGGGGCGGUUAUACAAUCACAGAUGACGAGUGCUGAACAAGCCGAACACGAAUUUAUGGGCCACGCUAAUAAAACACUGCAAAUAAUCAAAUAAUAAUUGGGAAAGGAGAUCAAAAAGCGGCAAUCUUCAAACUGCACUUUUAAGUGCGUAAUCAAAUGCAAACUACAGGGUGAUUCAUUCAAAAUAAUCAAAGAAAGUUCGAUAAAAAUAAUUGAUAACUACAUAGCCUAGACAAACAUAUUUAUACUUAGAUAAAUCCUUCAUAUCAUUAGCAUGAGAGUGCGAGAUAUUGUGUGUAUUUGUAUUAGCUAUUAGGUGUGACUGUACCUGUCAUUUCGCAUGCCGCCAUUUUGUAGCUCUAAGCAAACUCAACUGUAAUUAAAACCUUAGCAUUUUCGAAAAAAAAAAACGAAACCGAAACUAUGAAUAGUAAAACUAUUUUGAAUACUAUAUAGAAUUAGUUUAAGCUAUGCUGCUUUCUAAGGCGUAGUUGUGUAAGUGUUUGUUAUUAACUUCUAGCUGUGUUUUUUAGUCACUCGAAUUAGUUGGAGCUCUACUGAAAAUAGAAUUUAUUACGAUAUGUGUAUAACCUAAGAGAAUUCCCAAAAACUGUCUGAAAUCCAAUGAUAAAAUUCUAUAAUUUCAUUCAAUGUUAGUGUAUAAGCUAACUACUAUAAGCUAAAACUACUUGAGUAUUUUGUUGAAACGUCAACAUAUUCUAUAAGUUAAUGAAUAAAUUAAAUUGCUCAAUAAACUACUUAACAAGAGGCAUGUCCUGUUGCUAUAUUCUAUAA
This is a messenger RNA of Drosophila innubila, 3944 nucleotides long. It is a transcript of the gene 5-HT2A, whose product is annotated as 5-hydroxytryptamine receptor 2B. Lineage: Eukaryota; Metazoa; Arthropoda; Insecta; Diptera; Drosophilidae. The record is from RefSeq and is a predicted model, not a curated record. Gene Ontology annotation, biological process: serotonin receptor signaling pathway; chemical synaptic transmission; G protein-coupled receptor signaling pathway, coupled to cyclic nucleotide second messenger. Gene Ontology annotation, cellular component: dendrite; membrane. The transcript is spliced from 9 exons. Gene Ontology annotation, molecular function: G protein-coupled serotonin receptor activity; neurotransmitter receptor activity; serotonin binding. Bases 381 to 3185 code for a protein of 934 amino acids.